GUCAGSUGGACUUUGAUCAGGAUGGGGGUAAAAGACCGCCCUCAGUGUUACUUUGAUGUGGAGCUCAACCGGGAGCCAGGUAAGAGCGUUCUCUGUCGUGUUUAAAGGUAGGAUGAUUAUUAAAGUCAUGUAGUCAGCAGGACUUUCAACUAACAUUCUUUAAAAAGAAGUUUUAAUCCAUGUGUUUUUGUUUUUGUGUGUCCUCUGAGCUUUUAUGCUACAAAAUGAAAGUGGAACACCCGUUGGGCGCAUCGUCUUCCAGCUUUUCUCAGAUAUAUGUCCCAGGACAAGCAAAAACUUUCUCUGUUUGUGUACUGGUGAAAAGGGAACAGGGAAAAUCACAGGGAAAAAGCUGUGCUACAAAGGCUCCACUUUUCACAGAGUUGUGAAAAACUUCAUGAUACAAGGAGGCGACUUCACAGAAGGAAAUGGAAGAGGAGGAGAAUCCAUUUAUGGCGGCUACUUUGAAGAUGAGAAUUUUAUUCUCAAACACAACAGACCCUUCCUGUUGUCCAUGGCCAACCGAGGGAAGAACACCAACGGUUCUCAGUUUUUUAUCACGACAAAGAUGGCACCUCAUCUUGAUGGCGUCGACGUCGUCUUCGGCCACGUCAUCUCUGGUUUUGAGGUGAUAAAGAAGAUCGAGGGGCUGAAGACGGACUCGGCGAGCAGACCCUACGCUGACGUCAGAGUGGUGGACUGUGGGCAACUGAUCACCAAGUCCGCCAAUGAUGUGCUCGAAGGCAAGAGGAAACGAGCCUCCCUGAACUCAAACGACACGUCCUCCCGCUCGUCGGCCGAGUCCGAAGUCGAACCGGAACAAAGUCUCAAACAACACAAGAACAAAAAACGUGCAAAAGUUAAACAGACCAAAAAGAAACGGAAAGUGGGGAAGAAGAAGAUGACUGUUCUUCCUUCUAAGCAGAAUCUACCUGCAGAGAAAGAGACUGGACAGAAUGAAGAAGAGAAGGAGCCAGGUGGGAAGAGGGGGAAGCCCGUUGUCCGGCCGGAGGAAAUCCCGCCCGUGCCGGAGAACCGCUUCCUGCUGCGACGGGACGUCAUUCCCGCCCAGGAAGUUAAAGCAGAAGUGUCCGUAAUCAAAGAUAAAAUCACUCUAGAAAAAGAAGAAACGAUCCUGUCAGCUGACCAGAAACCAGCUGUGUCCAAGUCUGGACGCAAAAUCCGAGGCAGAGGAACGAUCAGAUAUCACACUCCUACGAGGUCCAAGUCCCGUUCUGCAUCUGUCGAGGAGCGUGGAAGCAGCGAAACACCGCCUCACUGGAAGGAAGAGAUGAAGAGGACCAAAAAUUAUCAUCCUCCCAGUGUGGAGAGGUGGAGCAAAGGAGACAAACUGAACGACCACUCCUCGAGCAGAUGGGACGACGGGAGCAACUCGGCUUGGUCCCAGUCAGGAGAAUGCUCCUCCGACCGCAGCUCAGAGAGGUCCAGCCUGCAGCGCCAGGCCAAAAAGGAGAAGAAGAAGGCCAAGCACAAGAAGAAGAGCAAGAAACGCAAACACGGCAAGAAGAAGAGCGUUAAGAAGAGCAAACCUCAGGAGCCGUACAAGUCAGAAGAUGAAAGGUCGGCGUCUUCAGACAGGAAGUCAAGAAGAUCCCACUCACUGACUCCUUCUCCUUCUAGUCCGCGACAUUCGUCCACCAGGAAGAGACAACGGUCCUCGCCGUCUUUCUCAAAGUCCAACUCCAGGUCCUACACAACCAGCCGAUCCAGGUCUCGAGGACGAUACAGGUCCUACUCCAGGUCCAGGUCCAGGAGCCUCUCCAGGUCGAGAAGUCGAUCUUUGUCCAGAUCCAAAUCUCCAUCCUUCUCUCAAUCCCGAUCAAGAUCUAGGAACAGAUCCAGGUCUAAGUCCAGAUCAAGGUCCAGAUCUAGAUCCAGAUCGACUUCUAGGUCCGAGUCUAGAAAAAGGAGUCUUACCAGGUCUCCAAAAAAAAGAAAAACCAUCAAACCCAAACCAGACGUGGUGAUGAACGUGACCGAGAAGCUCCCAGAGACCAAAAUCACGCUGGUCUCCAAACUGCCAGCAGUCCCGGUACCUGAAAGGGUUCCUGUCAUCCCGCUGAGCGACAGUCCGCCCCCCUCCCGCUGGAAACCGGGACAAAAACCCUGGAAGCCCUCCUACAUUCACAUCCAAGAAAUCAAAGCCAAAGUAGCACCCAGUAAACCCUCUGCUGUCGCACCGGCAGUGGAAAUAACCACAGAAACACCUCUGAUCAACAUGAAACCAGAGGACUCUCAGGACCACAAACCUGCACGCCGUUCCCGCAGCAGGUCGUCCAGAAGCAGGUCCUACAGCCACUCUCACAGCCCAUCCAGGAGCAGGAGCUCCAGUAGGUCCAGGUCCAGGUCCAGGUCCUCUCACAGGUACAACAGCAGGUCAUUGUCCCACAACAAGUCGGACUCUGAAAACGAGCAGAAGACGAGUAGCAACAAGAAGAACUCAUUGGAGAAGGAGUGGAAGGAGUACUACAGCUGUCUGAAGAGGGUACAGAAUUUAGACAAGUACAUUUCUCUCAGUAACAGUGGAGACGGCUUCUCGGCUCUGGAGAAGGGAACCGGCAGUGAGAGGAGUCCCGACGCCGUCGCCUCUUUGGAGACGAUAGAAGAAAGGGGCGACUCGCAGGAACCCGGGACCAAUCACUCCAACUCGCUGCGGGCGGAGAGACUCAACAGCUGGUCCGAAUGCGACAGUGACGGCGAGCGGGUGAGCCGAAGCGACGGCGCCGCCUCGGCAAAAAUGCAGAAGCAAGAUGUUCAGUCUGGAGAAGUUCCGGUCAAAAAGAUGUCCGCGUCUACCGGCUGGAACUCAGACAGCGACUCUGAGAACCUAACGACCAGGACGGCGGCCAUAUCUGAGAAAGAGGAAGGAGAGGCCACUUCUGAAUCGGAUUACGAGACUUUAAAGAAAACCCCCGAGGCAUCUUUAGCGUAUAAGAUAGCAGCCGCUGCCGCCGACUCCUCCUCCUCGGUUUCAGGUCAGUCCGACCAAAGUCCCGAGAAGGUCGUAGAGCCAGAGAAGCACAAGAGCAAGAAGAAAGCCAAACGGAAGCACAAACACAAGAGGAGGAGCGAAAACAAGUCCAGUUCUCAUCCCAGCAAGGACAAGGCCAAGAAAUCCAAGAGGAAACACCAGAAGCUGAGGGAGACGUUCCACUGGCAGCCUCCGCUGGAGUUUGAGGAGGAGGAGGAGGAUGAAGCUAAAAGGGACAGACGCAGCCCUGCUGGAGCCGUUAAAGAUGAUUCCGGCAAAGAGGUGACCGCAAAGGAAAAUCCUCCCAAAGUCGAAGACAGAAGUCAGCAGAGAUUAAAAGAAAGCAGCGACAAAAAUGCCAAACACUCGGAGCAUUCGUCCAGCGGUGCAAACGGCGGCGCUCACUUACAGAAGGUCAAAGAGCAGGAGACGCUGGAGGACAUGGACAUCUGUACCCCAGAGCACGACGUGGACAUCAUCGAAACUCCUUUCACACGGGAUCUUUACAAAAAUGCUUCUGAAGUUGCCCUAAAAUCUUCCUCAGAGUCGUCUGAACCGGCCAGCAGUGACAGUGCUUUACUUCAGAGCAGAGAACUUCCUGUUUCCUCCACAGCCGCCGCCGCCGCCACCGGGCAG
This is a messenger RNA of Austrofundulus limnaeus, 3628 nucleotides long. RefSeq names its product natural killer cell triggering receptor (gene nktr). Gene Ontology annotation, biological process: protein folding; monoatomic ion transport; protein peptidyl-prolyl isomerization. Gene Ontology annotation, cellular component: membrane. The record is from RefSeq and is a predicted model, not a curated record. NCBI's taxonomy places the organism in Eukaryota, Metazoa, Chordata, Actinopteri, Cyprinodontiformes, Rivulidae. Gene Ontology annotation, molecular function: peptidyl-prolyl cis-trans isomerase activity; signaling receptor activity; ligand-gated monoatomic ion channel activity.